Messenger RNA from Colletotrichum higginsianum IMI 349063, 1557 nucleotides. RefSeq lists its product as uncharacterized. NCBI's taxonomy places the organism in Eukaryota, Fungi, Ascomycota, Sordariomycetes, Glomerellales, Glomerellaceae. The record is from RefSeq and is a predicted model, not a curated record. The coding region runs from base 1 to 1557 and encodes 518 amino acids. The transcript has 7 exons.
AUGCACCAAUAUUCAACGCGGGUUAGCCAAAAUCCCGCCUUCGUUUGGGAUCGACCAACGGUUCCGGAGCAGUGGGAGGACGAACCUUUCAUCAACGGCCAAACCAAGGGCAAUACUACAGAAGGAGGUUUGCUCGAAGCCUUGCUAGACAUACCCGACCAUUCUUCCAGAAGGAACUACGAGCUCCCUAUUUUUGAACGCAUAUUCAAUCAAGAAGCACUCCAAAAGAUCAGUGACGACGAUUACGAAGACCCAACCGCCUUGGCAGUUUGGAUACAUGACAGAAAUAGCACUAUGAACAAAUCCCGCUCUUACAACGGAGCUAUGCCCACAAAGAGGUUCGACAAAGUUUUGAAGCAAAAGGUCUAUCUUCCAACCUUCUUCCUGCCAUUGCUUAUACUUGCCAGACCCCCAUCCAACCACACUAGGGGUGCUUGCCUUGAGUUCAUCACAGCAACAAACCCCUAUGAUCAGGAAGAUGCUCUACCAGCACCUGAGGGCGGAAACCUCACUGUCGGUAGAGUUUGGGGUACCUUGGCGGAAGAACCUUCACAUUUGAGUCGAACAUCCCGUUCUUUGUGUCGGAUCCGCACAACUCACGAUCUUUCUUUCCUCUCAAGAUCCAAUACACGAUCCAAAGACGAGGGAAUAUCUGAUGUUCUCCAUGAAUGUCACACCUCGAUGUUCAUGACUGGAUGGAACGUGAACUUCUGGACAGCAGUCUGCCUCAAUGACACUUACUACUAUGACGACGAUACCUUCGAACAUAACGAGGACAUGCUGCGGCAUUACCACAACUGCGGUCCACCGGAUGAACUAAAUCCACCCUUUGAUCCUCUGAGCAUUGGCAAUCUAACCGCCGACGCUACAUCUCCAAACGACCCCAGAGAGUACUUUCUGCUCAUCCUAAAGCACAGGACUCAAAAGUUAAAAGAAGAGUGGGCAAAUGUUCUUCUUUUCCUGGAGGAGGGAAUCCAUCAAUACACAAUCAAGGCGUACCAAAAGUUCGACUCAAGAGACGCAAGUUUGAUCAUCGUCCCUUCUCAUCCUGGACAUCCUAGUAGAACGGAAAACACCAAUCAUUCGAUUCAACGAAUAGUUGAUGAUCUCGAAGGGUUUCUUGACAGGUUUAACGACUUGAAGAAAGAGGUGGAUGAUUUCAAAACACAGAUUGGGCUGCAUGUUGCUGUGGACGGCGGUCGGGCCAUUGGCUUGCAAUACUGGAAUGUUACAAUAACCAGAAAACCCAGGUACUUCUUCUCUCUUUCUCUCUCUCUCCGUUCUCUCAUGGGCUUGAUUCUUCUUGUCCUGCCCCAACAUCCGAGUGCAGCCAGCUCUCUCGAUUUCUCGGGCCGCAGGACUCCAGAUCAUACGAAGAAGCACAGCGUCAACAUCACCGUACCAGUGCAGAUCAAGGAAAAGAUCUCUCGUACCAACUUGCCGACUUUGGCAGAGGUUGACAGCAUAUAUGCAACUCAGCCUUCCCGCUCCGCUCCACUACAAAGUCUGUCAGAAGUGACACAAACAGCCCUGGCUCUCCUACAUUACAACCUUUGA